This is a messenger RNA of Cephus cinctus (wheat stem sawfly), 6166 nucleotides long. Its product is annotated as thyrotropin-releasing hormone receptor. The record is from RefSeq and is a predicted model, not a curated record. Gene Ontology annotation, biological process: G protein-coupled receptor signaling pathway. The transcript has 4 exons. Gene Ontology annotation, cellular component: plasma membrane. The coding region runs from base 1987 to 3387 and encodes 466 amino acids. Lineage: Eukaryota; Metazoa; Arthropoda; Insecta; Hymenoptera; Cephidae. Gene Ontology annotation, molecular function: G protein-coupled receptor activity.
CGCCGGCCUGAGUCGCGCUACAUAACACUUCCGUUUCAUUCACAGAUGAGGUUAUCGGUUUUGCGCAGGACUUUGCGUAACGAAGUAUUGAGCAAACUAAAAAAACAAAAAAAAAAGGAACAAAUUAGUAAAAGCACAUUAGCUCAAAAUAAAUAAAAGAAAUUGCAAAAUUGUAUACCCUGGACGUAGUCCCAAUUGGAAGGUAUCAGUGAUUUCGGUGUUUCCUUCAAACACAACAUCCGUCGCACCAAAUGCGGCUUAAACUUUCCAAUGAAAUCGAUACUUCCAGGCUUCAGUGAUUUGUUAUCCAUAUUUAUCCUGUGCGACAGCAAAGCUGAGCUUUAAAAGCUUUUCGAUCCCCAAGUGGGGAAAAAGUUGUGGUGUUCCUGAAACUUGUGAUCGUAGUGAUUGGAGAUGGUGAUACCAGUGACAAAAAGUUACUAGCUAGAGAUAACAUUGUUGAGAAAUUAAAAAAAAACAAAAAGAGAAACGUAAAAAUAUUCCUGUCGACAAAAGUCAAGCCACUUGGAGGAUAUUUGAAUUUUGGCGCGACUUGGCGAAAUGAUCGAUUGAACAUUAUCAAAAUUUGCUCUAUCUAUCUACGAUUUAUCAAAGUGAUUGAACUGUGCUUCUCGUUUUCGCCCGCCCUGUAACAUAUUAAACGUAGCACGUUAAUUAAUAAAUGAAUAAACAUUAAUAAAAUAGCCCUUUAACUCAUGUAUGCAUAGCUGUUUGACACCAAAAUAUAGAUAACAAUAAUAAUAUAAUCUAUCGAUAAAAUCGUACACGUCGAUCAUAAUACAAAAGUGAAACGAACGGUACAAUCCCCCAAGGAAUUUUAUUCCAGUGAGAAAAGCGGAUAAAGAUAGAAUUCGGAUAAGACAUGAUGGAAUGAGGAAAAUCUUUUGAGUUUUUUUCCCCAUAGGCGCAGGCGAGAGUGAGUGAUAAAAAAAUAAAAAGAGAAGACUGUCCAAGGGAUCUUUGGAAUUUGGAAUUACAAAUUGUACUUUCGAGUGAAAAGGCAGUGCCACAAGGACAUUCUUCAAAGCACGAUACGCAAAAGUUUACGUAAAAGAAUUGAGACUCGUAAAGCUCGCAAGCCGUUAGCAUUCGCGGAAGCUUUUAAAGUUCAAUUUUACGAGAGCCUACAAACAUUAAGUAAUAAAUAUCAACGUGUUGCGGGUUUGUUACUAAUUUAUUCCAGGGCUGGGAGAUACGUGUUUACUGUUCCGAGUAAAGUACAUUUACGUAGGAGUAGAACUAGAAAAUAUCUUGAUGUGAUAAAAUAUUUGAGAAGCCGUUAAAUAUCCAAUGAAGUAUACAUCGAAUCUUCGGGCACUUAAAUCUUUAUUCCUUGGUCAAACACGGGUGGGGAUGCUUGUUUGCUUAAGGGUCAUAGAAAGGAAGAAGGUGACGUCACUUUAAUGAUGAUCCAAUAGAAACGUUAAUUUCAAAGAUCAAUUUAAGAUAGAUUGGCCCAAGACGUCUUUUAUGAAAUAAAUUACUAAUAUGAACCAAAACAUAUUGUGGUUAAGUUUCGGAAAGUGAACCAAGUCUAAUUUAAUAUCGACAAAUUGACAUUGAAUAUAUUGAGAGGAAGUCAAAGGGCGAAAGGUACUUGGAUAAUUACGAGGGGUAUUUGAGAUGAGAUAUACAGGAUGAUAUCCUGAAUAGGAUACGAAGUCCAUUACUGGUUCUGCGGGUGAAGUUACGUGAUUAAAGAAAGGGUCGGGGCUGGUUAUGAUAGCCGAAGUAAAGAAAGCAAAGAGGGACGAAUUAGCAAAACAAGAAGUUACCAGUGACUGAGAUACGUGAAGGUGGUGAAUGGGUUAAGGGUGAAAGAGAAAUCGAAAAGAGGAAAAGCAAAAAAGAUAAUGAAUAUGGAAGGAAACCGUUGAAGUUAUCGAUGAAGUAAACGGGAAGACUCAGAAGAAGGAUAUAAAGAUAAGAAGUGAAAAAAGCAAAGCACAGUCGAGCGUCUUAAAAAUGUUUCCAGAAAUAUCAUUUGGCUGUAGCGGAGAAGCAGCGACUAUAGGGGUCUUGCCCCGGGUGCGACGCUCGGCGCCACCGUCGACGAUUCUGACGAAUCUGACGUUCUCAAGAAAUCGUAGCUACGAUCCUUACGAAGGAGAGGAAGAGCCUGUGGACGCCUGCAAUCCUCUCUACUUCCUCUUGGACUUCUUUCAUCAGUAUUACAUUCCCUUCAUCAUCCUCAUAGGCUUGGUGGGAAAUCUUCUCUCUUGCAUAGUCUUCCUGAACACCCAUCUCAAGAUGCGCAGCUCCAGCUACUACCUGGCUGCCCUGGCCACGGCAGAUUUUGGUUUCCUGGUAUCCCUCCUGUUGGUUUGGCUCAACAGCACCGUAGGCUGGAAGGUCUUCAACAAGGAUGGCUGGUGCGAGACUCUGGUCUACGUCAGCGCCGUAUGCAGCUCCUUGAGUGUCUGGCUGAUAGUAGCCUUCACUGUUGAGAGAUUCAUAGCCGUGCAGUAUCCGCUGCACAGGCCACACAUGUGCACCAUCACCAGGGCCAAGGCUAUCGUCCUGGUCUUGGUCGUAUUGGCAAUGGCAAGCCACUCUUACUCGUUCGUCACCGCCGGUGUCAUCAAGAACCAAGAUGGCUACGAGAUGUGCGACCUGAGGAUCGAAUAUCUGGAGACCAUGAGGAUCAUCAGCAUCAUCGACAGCAUCGCCAGCCUGGUUGCACCUCUGGUCCUCAUCAUUGUCAUGAACACGAUGAUCACCAGGAAUCUACUUAGAUUCAGCAGGAAGUUCAAACAGGGUCCUGGUGUGUCGACUCAUUGCGCAAGUCGAGAGAGAUCGGAUUUAAAUCUCAAUCAGAUUCCGAGUGCCAGUAGCAGUAAUAAUGGACCAGCAGGACUGACACUGGAUCCUGGUGUUGGCGGUCGACGGCAGCCAUCCCAACAAUCAUUCCACUCAUCAAAGAGUAAUCAUUCCCAUCAUUCACGUCACCAGCCGCCGCCUACGACGGCAGCGACGUCGACGCCGCGAACAACCUAUCAAAUCCCGGAGGUGGCGGCCCGAUGUAUACACGUGAGAUCCUCCUCCAGGAACCUGGUCUCUACUAGGAAUCAACAAAGCAUCACUAAAAUGCUCCUAUUAAUCAGCACGGUAUUCAUAUUACUGAAUUUACCCAGCUAUGUCAUUCGACUCUGCGUAUUCUUCUUUACUCUUGCGAAGAAGGACACACCUGCUCUGCUGUGGUGUCUACAACAAUUCUUCAUGCUUCUUUACUACACCAAUUUCAGCAUCAAUUUCCUGCUUUACGCAAUGUGCGGCAUCACUUUUCGACGCUGUCUCGAGCAACUACUACGCAAAGUAUUGAAGAGUCUGACGAGGUACCAUUGCAAUCCGCAACGGUAUAUAUAGCUAGCGUUUCGUUACACGCGCUCCUUGAGAAGUCGUACGGAAACUGUUAUAAUGGUGACCGUAAGAGAGCCAGUUAAUCCAUAAUAAAUUCGUUGCAUUGUUAAAUGAAACUUAUAAAGCUUAAUAUUAAGGACCGAAGACUCAGUAACGUAGGGAAUGACAUUUUUACCGGCAUGCAAUUGACUACAAGGUACAGCGCAUGCGCGUGGGACUGGCCUCUUGACCAAUCGGUGCGUCGUGACGUCGUCAGUCCCAAGAUUCAAAGGACACUCUGACAUAGUCAAACGAAGAAUUGUCCAGCUGAUUAAUUGUUGAUUAAUUGCAAUUAUGUACAAUUGAAAUUCGACUGUGAGAUAGAAGGAAUAUAUGUAUAUAAAAUAUUUAAAUAUGAAAUGUAUAAUACGGCGAAUUGUGAAAUCGUACGAAUUCUUCGCUACAGAGUUAUUCAUCGUAGAACGCAACUGGAAAUAUUUUAACCUCGAAAUUCACAGUUGUAAUUGCGAUUAUUAAUUCUGUACAUUUGUCACUAAUUCUUGACUUUACUAUUCUUCUAUGUUUUUACGUAUAAUCGAGAAACAUUGUUUAACGUAAAACUAUUAAACGUACUUGGAUCUUUCAGGUGAAAGUAGACCGAAAAUUCUAAAAAGAUAAGAACGACAUGCGAAUUGUAUAUGAAUCAAUAAUAUUUUGUCGACCGUCAAUUUUGCCAACUUGACGCAUCAAAUGCGAGCACUAUGUUGAGGUUAGAAAAGAUUCUUCCAUAAAAUGAUAAAAGUGUGUUAAGUACGGACAAAAUGGUUCGGCAGUAUACCCAAUAUUAGAUCGAUAUCACGAACAGCGCCAUACUGAGACGCUUGGUAAGACGUCGAAUCCGUCGCGACGUUUCGUAUAAGAAAAAAAAGGAUCGUCCAUUUCCAUAGGGUUGAUAUGCUAAUAUUCCAAUAGAUAAAAAGUUAUGGAGGGUUUCUGGAGGACAACCAUAGGUAUGACAAAGCAAAAUGGAAAAACUAGUUCGACAGGCUACACCUGGGAACAAUAAAAUGAUUUAUCGACGGGUGAGGAUUUUUCAUAACUUGCAUCUUCCUGACACGUCGGGACCUAAAUGAAUUUUGUACCUAUCACAAAAAAUAACGUCGGUGCACUUUGUUCGAGAAAACUUUUUGAUAAUUUUCUUUCUCUUUGACAUUUCUCAUAUAAUUCUUUUUGCUACCAUCUUGAAUCCCCUUAAUGGCGUACCUUCUGUCACGCGCGGUUCAAUUUUUAAAAUAAUAUUCUUUCGCCUCGCCAUGGCUUAUGUCCAUAUGAAGAUUAUAUACCUGUGUACGUAUAAGCUGCCGGGUGUUAAAAAAAUUUUGAAGAACUUGAAAGCCAUUACAUUUCUGCUUUAACGGUCUGGUUGAUCAUUGCGUUCGUAUCUGUAUACAAAUAUACCGUUGAGUAGCCUCAUUGCAUAAUUUCGUUUACUCAGACUAAAUUUCAUUUUACUUCCCUUCACGCGUGACCUUGAUCCUUGAACUUUUAUCGAGAACAUUAAAUAUUCCACAAGUUGACGGCUAUGAAACUUAUAAUGAUUUUAAUGAUUGAUAUUCUUCUUUUCCUUCAACUUUUUUUUUACUUACAAACAUUGAAGUUAAUUAUUCUAGUUGUUUCGUUAAACAAAGCUGGUCUCUAUGCGGAUUAAAGUAUCGAAUUUUCAAUUAUUUUAUCAAAGCUCGAGAAGCUAAAUGAAAGAUUAGACAAUCGCGGGAGGACAAUUAACAGAUACUGUAAAUGGGAUGAAGUUUUAAAAGGCAAAAAGUGAGUUCGAGAAAUGUGCGAAAAGUUUAAAAGUAAACAGUAAACCGUCGCCAUCGUCUCCCCUAUCGUGAGACCCUUAUCACGGAUUCAAAGGGAUAAAAUUAUCAUGGAUUUCGUAAGGAAGGAGUCGGAAAAGUGAAAGUUCAGCGAAAAAAUCAACGUCAGAGUCGCGAUUAAAAAUAAAAGUUUCCGGUUCGCUACAAUGAAAACGUAACAAACGGCAUGAAUAAUUCACAGUAAGGUAAAACCUAAUAAAACUUUUACAGAACGGGAAGGAAUCGAAGAAAACAAGAAAACCUUUUCCUGACGCGACUCAAGACAGUAAUCACUUAAUGCUAAUUAAUGAUGAAUAUUUGACUAAGGAAAAAGAGAAUUUCUCGAAAAUUGUAAAAAAAAAAGUAAUACAGAAAUCUGAAUUCACGAAUUCUCGAGUAAGUAAACUUAUAUAGCUUUUUUUGUUUUUCAUUAAAUUGAAAAUUCCAAUCACGUGCGCAAAGAAUUAUUUCGGAAAAAAAAAAGAAAAAAAAAAGAGAAUAUCAGAUGAAUCGCCCAUAUUGCCCAGCAACGAAAAAUCCCAUGUAAAUUUAUUCGCCGUCACACAUGCCUGUCCUUACACAUUUUCCAAGAAUCUAGUACCGUAUCGUGGGAACUAUGGCGACACGAAGGAAAGAAUGACCCAAAAAAAAAAAACCAUAUUGAAAUUUCUCAUCUUCAAGGAAGGAAAUAACUUUGCCCAUAGAAUCAUCUCUGGUCUUACAUUUCAAAAUUGGUUGCAGCGUGAAGCCAGCGCAGACAGACUAAAAAACAAUUGUUGUUCUUCCAGAAAUAAAAUUUGUAAAAAUUCCUACUUGAAAGAAGCCUCGCUCCAAAAGUACCGGAAAUAUACAAAGGAAUUGUUGCGUAAGAAAGAAAAAGAAUAAAAAAAAAAGAUACCAUUCUUGUAAAUCUGUAAAUAUCAAAAACGGAAAAAGAAAAAAAAAAA